CUGGCAUCGUACUCUCACAGCUCAAAAAACUAAUUAUUUGGUAACAAAAGAAGAACAGAAGAGCAGAGGACUAGGUUCAGAGACUUCGCUUCCGUUGCAUUGCCACCGUUGUUCUUGACUUCGCUCAAAUUGAAUGAGCAGAAUUUGGAGGUGAGCUAGGGAUGACGACUCGAAUCGCUCCGGGCGUUGGAGCGAACCUCCUGGGCCAACACUCGGCCGAGAGGAAUCAAGACGCCACUGCUUAUGUUGGCAACCUCGACCCCCAGGUCAGUGAGGAAUUACUAUGGGAGUUGUUUGUUCAAGCAGGCCCUGUUGUCAAUGUUUAUGUGCCAAAGGAUAGAGUGACAAAUCUUCAUCAAGGAUAUGGGUUUGUGGAGUUCCGGAGUGAAGAAGAUGCGGACUAUGCAAUAAAGGUUCUGAACAUGAUUAAACUGUAUGGGAAGCCAAUACGUGUGAAUAAGGCUUCUCAAGAUAAGAAGAGCUUGGAUGUUGGUGCAAACCUUUUUGUUGGAAACCUUGACCCUGAUGUGGAUGAAAAGCUUCUCUAUGAUACUUUUAGUGCAUUUGGACUCAUUGUUACAAACCCGAAGAUAAUGAGAGACCCUGAGACUGGGAAUUCCCGUGGUUUUGGUUUUAUUAGCUAUGAUUCUUUUGAGUCUUCUGAUGCAGCUAUCGAGGCCAUGAAUGGUCAAUAUCUCUGCAAUCGUCAAAUUACAGUGUCCUAUGCAUACAAGAAAGAUACCAAAGGGGAGCGUCAUGGUACCCCAGCAGAGAGAGUCUUGGCUGCAAGCAAUCCUGGUGCGCAGAAAAACAGGCCCCACACGCUUUUUGCAAGUGGACCACCUACACUAUCGAAUGGUCCUCAGGCUAAUGGUACCAUGGGGGUCCCUGUUCCUCCUCGUCCCUUUGCAAAUGGUCCCAUUAAUCCUGGGCAAGUUCCAGCAAUCCGCCCUCCCCCGCCACAGGUUGGGGCCUUUCCCCCUCCUAUGCAACUAGCAGGGCAGCAUUGGCCUGGUCAGAUGCAGCAACAGGGUCAAAUGAUGAUGCCACCUGUCAUGCCACCUCCACCUCAGCAGUUCAGACCACUUGCCAGACCACCACCACCUAAUAUUCCACCUCCUCCACAGGCAGCAGUUUCAAGGCUUCCACCACCACCAAUGGGUAUGAAUGCACCACCACUGGUUUGGCCACCAGCACCACCUCCUCAGCAUCAUAUGGCUGGAAGACCUCCUCCGCCACCUCCAAUGUCCAUGCCACCACCUCCACCACCUCCAUCAGCUUGAAUUGAUAUGAUAGGUCAUUCCAGAGCUCUGUAACUCCAAGAUAUAUAUUUGCUGGGUAAUACUAUUUAGGGGGUAUGGCCUGGCUGUUGACCUUUGUUUUCUUUGUUCUAUUAGAUGAGGAUUUUUCUUUAUAUGCAACUGCUAGAUGAGGAUUUGUUGUUUCUCACUUUGGUUUCAUUAGGCUCGCACAGGUUGUAAUAUAUAAACCCAAUAGUGUAGUGCUAUGUGAAGUUUCUUUAAUUGACAGGCAAAAGGUGGAAGAAGGGAUUGCAAGGUGGUGAAAUUAUAUAGAACUUUGCUGAUGUUUAU
Telopea speciosissima is the source of this 1592-nucleotide messenger RNA. Its product is annotated as splicing factor 3B subunit 4. NCBI's taxonomy places the organism in Eukaryota, Viridiplantae, Streptophyta, Magnoliopsida, Proteales, Proteaceae. Gene Ontology annotation, cellular component: nucleolus; U12-type spliceosomal complex. Bases 162 to 1283 code for a protein of 373 amino acids. Gene Ontology annotation, molecular function: RNA binding. The record is from RefSeq and is a predicted model, not a curated record. Gene Ontology annotation, biological process: positive regulation of mRNA splicing, via spliceosome. The transcript is spliced from 10 exons.